This is a messenger RNA of Scomber scombrus (Atlantic mackerel), 3673 nucleotides long. It is a transcript of the gene cers2b, whose product is annotated as ceramide synthase 2b. The record is from RefSeq and is a predicted model, not a curated record. The coding region runs from base 474 to 1628 and encodes 384 amino acids. The transcript is spliced from 11 exons. Gene Ontology annotation, biological process: ceramide biosynthetic process. NCBI's taxonomy places the organism in Eukaryota, Metazoa, Chordata, Actinopteri, Scombriformes, Scombridae. Gene Ontology annotation, cellular component: membrane. Gene Ontology annotation, molecular function: DNA binding; sphingosine N-acyltransferase activity.
GCUGCUCCUCUCACUUCGCUCUCCUGCCGGCCAAACCUCCGCCUCGGCCCGGCCAGACACCCGGACAGACUCCGCCGACUCCCGGGACACACACUGGGUAGCAAGAAAAAGCCUGGACACGACGAGAGGAAGGGACCCCAAGAGUUAGCUUUAAAAUUGCCGGGUCGCAUUGCAGCAUCUCACUGGUUCUCCUACCUCCAGAUACGGCUACUUUUGCUCUGUAACCCCUCUCCUCCCAUCAACACCUACAAAAACUAACUUUGAGCUCCACGGAAAGAUGUAAAAAUCAGUCCGUAGACUUAACUUGGACACAAGCAGCGGGCUGGACCGUUAGCAGGACCGUUAGUGGGUUUUUUUUUACCAGCGGGAGCACCACAGGACUUUGUGGUGGGAAAAAAAAGACAACAAAAAACCACACUUUUUUUCUCAGAGCUAGCCUCAUUUCACUCUUCACCACCGAGGGGAAAAUAAAGAUGCUGUCGCAACUGAACGAGUGGUUCUGGCAGGAGCGGCGUUGGUUUCCAAAGGGCCUGGGCUGGGCUGACCUGGAGGAUAGGGAUGGAAGAGUGUACGCUAAAGCCAGCGACCUGUGGGUGGCCCUGCCCAUCGCCCUUGUAUUCCUCAUUAUCCGUCAGAUCUUUGAAAGGAAGGUGGCUACACCUCUGGCCUCUCUCCUUGGGGUGAAAGAGACAGUACGACUCAAAGCCCCUCACAACCCCACACUGGAGUCCUACUACUGUAACAUUACCAAAAACCCCACACAGACAUCAAUAGUGAGUCUUUGCAAGCAGACCGGCUGUUCAGAAAGACAAGUGCAGCGAUGGUUCAGGAGACGGAGGAACCAGGACAGACCGAGUUUGCUCAAAAAGUUUCGAGAGGCCAGUUGGAGAUUUACCUUUUACCUUCUUGCUUUCAUUGCUGGCCUGGCCGCCCUCAUCGAUAAACCUUGGCUGUAUGACCUGCAGGAGAUGUGGCUAGGCUUUCCUAUACUGACUCUUCUGCCAUCUCAGUAUUGGUACUACAUGAUCGAGCUGGGUUUCUAUGGUUCUCUGCUCUUCAGUGUGGCUUCUGAUGUCAAACGCAAAGACUUCAAGGAGCAGAUUAUCCACCAUGUAGCGACCAUCCUUCUUAUCAGCUUCUCCUGGUGUGUAAACUACAUUCGUGCUGGAACUCUCAUCAUGCUGGUGCACGACUCAUCUGAUUACUUCCUUGAGUCUGCAAAGAUGUUCAACUAUGCUGGGUGGCGAAACGCCUGCAACUACAUCUUUAUUGUAUUUGCUGCAAUCUUUAUCAUCACCCGCCUUGUCAUCUUCCCCUUCCGGAUUAUUUACUGUACGUGGGUAUACCCAGUGACACUCUAUGAACCCUUCUUUGGCUAUUACUUCUUUAAUGGCCUCUUGAUGGUGCUGCAAUGUCUACAUGUCUUCUGGGCCGUCCUCAUCAUACGGAUAGCAGUCCGCUUCCUCACAAACAAUGAAAAAGUGGAUGAUGAAAGAAGUGACAAAGACGAGACAGAUGUAUCAGAAGAGGAGGAAGUAGAAGAGCAGGUUAAAAAGGACAUGAAGAAAAAUGGACCGGUGCAGAAUGGUUACACAGUCUACAACAACAACCACAGCAAGACAGAGUGAAAGCAAACAAGUGUCAGGACGAAGGAAUGUGAGAAGGACUCAUAUCCCUCAGUUGGGGAGUGGGAGGGAGGGAUAAAGAGAGAGAGCGAAGAGGGGACGUGGGUGAGGAAUGGGGCGAGUCAUUCCUUAAAACCAAGGAAAUUUGACAGUUACUUUUGCACAGCUCGAAAAACACUUUCUCUCUCUCUCUCACACACACACACACACACACACACACACACCUACACACACACAACUCAUUUUUAGAGGGCACAGACAUCCAGCAGAUGAUAUACACACUACAUUAAGUGGCAUGGCUUUUUCGCUUUGUCAUCAGAGAAAUGUAUUAUUGUCAGUGUGUCCCCACAUUUCAAAGAGACAGGGAUGAAAACAGAAAGUGUGGGGAGGACACGGAAGAGGGGGAGUGAUGCUGCUUCUAUUAUAGCUUUCCUUGUUCUAACUGUGUGCCUUAUAGCCUUUUUCCAUUGGCAAUUUUGGCCUUGCCGAGUCAAACCGUGCCACUUUGAUUUGCAUUUUCUUUGCCAAUUUAAGUCAAGACCCAGAUGGACCAUCUUUGAGUUCAGUGCAGUAAGCAGUGAGAUGUUUAGAGUUAGGGGGCAGGGACUGUGUCGUGUAGGUCUGCAAGACGGCAGAUAGACCCACUAUUGUAAUGGAGAUGCAAAUCCCUGCUGCGCUGGACUGACUCACCAGGUCAAACCAAGUCAAGCCAAGCCAGCACCUGUGUAUGGAAAACCACCAGUAGAGCCAGCUAAUAGCCAUUUUAAAGCUUUCUGCUUUACUUAUGUGUCGCUUUAUUCCACUGUACUUUUGUUUUCUACUAAAAGAACAAAUGAGAGUAAAGGUGAGUUUUAUAAAAGUCACGCAAUAGGGCAUUUAUUUCCCUAAUUUUCUGUCUAUGCAAUAAGUGUUCAGCUAUCGCAAUGUCUUUGCACAAACCUACAGUGUCUCUUAUAUAAUGUAAUAACACGCAGUGAGAUCGUGUGCCUGCCGUUGCUUUCCAGUCUAUAAAGUCGUCUGCCUUGUGAGCUUCACAGAAAAUUUGGUUUCAGUUUUGUGGAUAACAGCAUCUUAAAAAAUGUAAUCCACCAUAGCUGAUUGUGUACAAUCCUUGCUUCCACCACAGUUGUCUGAGCCACAGAGGAUGCAGUUCUCAGUCCCACAAUCUGAGCAGUCAGGAGAUACAGCUGAUGCAAACACUGCAAUAGAAUCACAGCUUCCUGCUAGCUUGACAGAGCUGAAGGUUUUUUUUUUUCUCUCUCUCUCUCUCUCUGGUUUGGCUGAAGCAGUUUCAUCCAGUUAAGUCAUGAACCAUGCUGAUGAUGCCACCCACUGCAAAAGCAAUGACGCGCGGUAAAAAAAUAUCUUGCGAAUGUGGAUUGCUCUGUUGAAAUGCAGAAGUUUUUUACUGAGGCGAAUUGAGGACCACAUUUGUUCAGACCACUGCCUAGUAGCCAGGUUAUGUUUGUUAACCUGGGUGAGAAUUUAAGUGUUGAUCUAGAUGAAUGAUUUUCAGUAUGAUUCUAUGUAUGAAACAGGUUUACAGGUGUGUUAUUUUAUGUUAGUACCAAGGAGGUAAAAGAUAUUGAAAUCAGGCUUUUAGCAGUUCAGUGUUUUGAUGAAUUGAUAAAAUUAUGAGUGUUGCAGUUUUGUUGUUAUGCUUUAAAGUUGUUUUUUUUGUAUGUCAAGUGCCUUAUCUGUAAUGUAUGGGAAGCUCUCUCUCCUUUCUUCAUGUCCUCAUCUGUUCUUCCCUGUCUCCACCUCACAUCACAGAGCCAACAGCAAGACAAACAUGUCCUCCCACCCUCUCUUCUCCUAUUCUUACCUGUUCUCAUAAAUUUCCUUAAUUUCAAACAAAGCCCUCAUUCCACCACCACCACGUUUUGUUUUUUUACUAACCCAGACCAACCAGCAACCUCUCUUCCCCAGCGAUACAGAUGAAUCAGCUGUGUCCUGAUUACAGUGUUAUUAUUGUUUUAUUGUUUGUUUAAUGAUGCGUAAGUAUUGUUAUUAAUAAUAAAAGGAAAGAUCAUGAAUCACAGUGACAA